Molecule: messenger RNA, 1318 nt
Organism: Propithecus coquereli (Coquerel's sifaka)
Lineage: Eukaryota; Metazoa; Chordata; Mammalia; Primates; Indriidae
Gene: NKX6-1
Product: NK6 homeobox 1
Exons: 3
Coding region: 210-1313 (367 amino acids)
Biological process (GO): cell differentiation; regulation of transcription by RNA polymerase II
Cellular component (GO): nucleus
Molecular function (GO): RNA polymerase II cis-regulatory region sequence-specific DNA binding; DNA-binding transcription factor activity, RNA polymerase II-specific
Source: RefSeq, a predicted model, not a curated record
GCCGUCUCCCGCGUGCAGGUUUGGACAUUCCUGCUGCGCGGCUCUGAGCGCCACUCUCGGCGGCUGCGGUCCCGGCUCAGGUGGCAGGUCGCCUCCUAGUGCGCCGGUGACUCCUCGCUCGCGCCCUCGGCGCUGCCGGCUGCUCCGGGCCCGCCGGGGCUCCAGCCCGCGCCCUCCUGCGCGGCUGCGGGCGCCCGCCCGGCCGUGGGAUGCUAGCGGUGGGGGCGAUGGAGGGCACCCGGCAGAGCGCGUUCCUGCUCAGCAGCCCGCCCCUGGCCGCCCUGCACAGCAUGGCCGAGAUGAAGACCCCGCUGUACCCCGCCGCCUACCCCCCUCUACCUGCCGGGCCCCCCUCCUCCUCGUCCUCGUCGUCGUCCUCGUCGUCGCCCUCCCCGCCUCUGGGUGCGCACAACCCGGGCGGCCUGAAGCCCCCGGCCGCGGGGGGUCUCUCGUCCCUGGGCAGCCCCCCGCAACAGCUCUCGGCCGCCACCCCGCACGGCAUCAACGACAUCCUGAGCCGGCCCUCCAUGCCCGUGGCCGCAGGGGCCGCCCUGCCCUCCGCCUCGCCCUCCGGUUCCUCCUCCUCCUCUUCCUCGUCCGCCUCUGCCUCCUCCGCCUCUGCCGCCGCCGCCGCUGCUGCAGCGGCCGCGGCCGCCGCCUCGUCCCCGGCGGGGCUGCUGGCCGGCCUGCCCCGCUUCAGCAGCCUGAGCCCGCCGCCGCCGCCGCCCGGGCUCUACUUCAGCCCCAGCGCCGCGGCCGUGGCCGCCGUGGGCCGGUACCCCAAGCCGCUGGCCGAGCUGCCCGGCCGGACGCCCAUCUUCUGGCCCGGAGUGAUGCAGAGCCCGCCCUGGAGGGACGCGCGCCUGGCCUGCGCCCCCCAUCAAGGGUCCAUUCUGUUGGACAAAGACGGGAAGAGAAAACACACGAGACCCACGUUCUCCGGCCAGCAGAUCUUCGCUCUGGAGAAGACUUUCGAGCAAACGAAAUACUUGGCGGGGCCCGAGAGGGCUCGCUUGGCCUAUUCGCUGGGGAUGACGGAGAGUCAGGUCAAGGUCUGGUUCCAGAACCGCCGGACCAAGUGGAGGAAGAAGCACGCGGCCGAGAUGGCCACGGCCAAGAAGAAGCAGGACUCCGAGACCGAGCGGCUCAAGGGGGCCUCGGAGAACGAGGAGGAGGACGACGACUACAACAAGCCUCUGGACCCCAACUCGGACGACGAGAAAAUCACGCAGCUGCUGAAGAAGCACAAGUCCGGCGGCGGCGGCGGCGGCGGCCUCCUGCUGCACGCGGCGGAGGCCGAGAGCUCGUCCUGAGCGCC